CAAGGGGGCCUCUCUACAACUUAUUAUGCAUAACUUUAAAAGUUUAUUUUUAUACACCAUGGACAUCAUUUUCAUGAUCUCACCCAGACAAGGUAGUACUGGUUGUCAGCUCCAGAAAGCUAAAAUGGUGUUUACACCCAAUGUCAUUGAGAAGAUGAGCAAUGAACACACAAUCAGCUGCUUAGCUCCACAGUGUGUCUAUGGUGUGAGGUGCCACUUCUACAAAGAAGCUGAAUCAGAGCCAUUCAGAUCAGUGAGCUCAGACAGCCACCAAUGUGACUUCACUGCAAGAGGAGAUGAGCUGCUGGGUGAUGUGGAAUUAAAGAGUGAAGGCAUUCUGCAUUACAGUUGUGAUUAUGAAUCCAUUAUUAACAGUACAACCUCUGAAAGAAGUGACAAUCACAAUGUCAAAGUGCAGCAGUCAGUAAAUGCUGAAGUCAAACUCCUGACCACAGAAAUCCAGAAGACUGAAUCUAUCAUGAUUAAAUGUCAAGGGGACCAGGCAGUUAAAGGAUUUUGUUAUUUUUAUAAAAAUGAAGCUCUUUUCUUUUCGGAGGUAUACAUCACAGAAGAAAGAGCCUGUGUGAUUACUUUGUUUGGGUACCAGUUGUUGGAUCAAAGAACAAUGAAGAGUGUCACUCAGGUGAAUGUGAGCUGUGAAAUUAAAGUCAUAGGAAAUGAUGACAAAUGGACAUCACGCCGCAGCAGGAAGUUGACACUAAAUAUAAAUGAAAACUUAAACAGACCUGCAUUGAGUGCAACGUCUCACAUAACUAGAAACGAUUCAACAAUAACGCUGACUUGUGAAUUGCCUCAAACAUUCCCUGAAGCUCACUGCCAUUUCUACAGAGAUGACGAUUUGCAUCCAUUCAAGUCAAAGAGCUCAGAAGAUAACAAGUGUGAGCUGUCUGUGAAUGGACAUGAACUGCUAGGAGGUCGAACUGCAGGGAUGGAGAAUGAGAUUCAAGUAAGGUGUGACUACACUCUGAAUAUGAGCCUGGAGAUCCAUUCACAGUACAGCAAUUACACAAGCAUUAUAGUACUGGAGACUACCUGCAGUGUGGAGUGCACCUUAGUAGCUAAAGGAAUUGCAACUGGGUCAUUUUUCAUUUUUGUGAUUUCCCUUCAUCUAUAUGCUCAUCUUAGAUACAGUAAGUAAAAGAAGGGUAGUGAGAGUGCCACUGAUCAGCAGAUGGUGCCUGGACUUUUGAACAGAAAACAAGGUUUCUCUCUUUUAAUGUUUACUAGGGACUCAGAGGUUAAAGAUAUUUCAUUUGUAUGCAGUAUAAAACAUUGAAUCAAGAAUGUUUACCUAAUCAGCAAUUAAUCUUUGUUGGUGUCUUAUACUAUUGGGACUUAACAUUGCGGUAAAGGAAAUCUAGGCACGUUACCAAACUGAUACUAUAAUACACCAGUCUUCAGAUUAGAAAUGGUAGGCACACCAUCUCAUUUCCUUCUUGGUCAUAUUUCAGUGUUCAUGUCCUUCAUCUUUGAUACCUCAGGGCUUUGCAUGUCUGUAUUGCUAAGAAACAGAUUUAACAUUUAAUUUCAUCUUUCUUCAGUUAGUUCCACCUUGUUUUAUUUGUAUUUCUUUGCUCCGUUCCACCCAUUCAAACACAGCUUCAUCGCUGUGUGCCACUUUGACUUUACUGUUAAGUUUUCUUGUAAUUUCACCUCAAUUUAUACUAAAAUAAUGUUUAAAAUGUGAGUCUUUCUUCCAAAAUCAUAAUCAUUAGCAUAUUCUGCAACUGCAGCUCAUAUUAUUACCAGAACCGCUUCCAUAGAACACAUUACUCCUGUCCUUCAACAGCUUCACUGGCUUCCUAUUAAAUAUCACAUUGAUUUUAAGAUUCUACUUAUUACUUACAAGACUCUUCAUCAUCUGGCACCUCCUUAUCUUUCUGAUCUUCUUCACAUCACAAAUUCCUUCUCGUAUCCCUUAGAUCUUCUUCCUCUAUCAAUCUUAUUUUACGUCCUGCUCGCUUAACUACAAUGGGGUUUAGAGCUUUCAGUUAAGUGGCCCCUUGCCUCUGGAACUCUCUCCCACAAGACAUUCAUAAUAUCGGCUAUCUUUCUACCUUUAAAUCUCACUUUAAAACACAUCUUUUAA
Molecule: messenger RNA, 2110 nt
Organism: Polypterus senegalus (gray bichir)
Lineage: Eukaryota; Metazoa; Chordata; Cladistia; Polypteriformes; Polypteridae
Exons: 6
Coding region: 26-1159 (377 amino acids)
Source: RefSeq, a predicted model, not a curated record